UUUGGUGGGUUGUUAAUGCUCUCAUGAUGACAUUUGGAGAUUAAAAAAAUGAACCUUUUGGAAAGUUGAAGGUUAACAUGCCGACUUGUAUUACUUCCCCCCCUUUUGUUAUAAGCCGUUGUAUUUUAAUAGUUCCUUGCUGGGCAUUAGCAGCAUUCUAUCUGUAUGAAUUAUUUAGCUGUAAGGACUAUUUGUGACCUGGUGAAUCGCGCCCCCUCACACAUUUAAAAAAGACUUAACUUAAGCUGUAGCAGUUUGCAGAAGGAAACCGAAAGCAUGAAAGAAGCUCAAAGCUUUCGCUUUCACUUCCAACGCGCAUUCAGUUCCCACUCCGGUUGAAGGUUGAGGUCUCUUUUCUUUAUACCCAUAUAUUUUUUUUGUAUACUGUAUAUUUGUUUAAAGCACUUCGAUUAAGACUAUUUUCUGUAGAAGCUUGCGCGGCAUCAGAAUAAAAUAAAAUACAUAGGUGUUUAAUGCACUUGCAUGGUGGAAACGUCGAGCCACCUCGCACAUGCAUCUCUGACACCUGGAAGACAACGCGUCUUCUUUUGUUAAUGCUGUGAGACGCCGAUCUUCGAGCGGACGAUGGAAGCCAAGAUGCACAUGAAAGAGUGGCUGAUAGCGCAGAUAGACAGCGGGAAAUAUGACGGACUGCGCUGGGAGGACGAGCGCAAAAGCAUGUUCCGGAUACCGUGGAAGCACGCAGCCAAGAAGGACUACAAGGAGGAGGAGGACGCGGCUCUGUUUAAGGCGUGGGCCGUAUACAAGGGCAAGUUCAGGGAGGGGAGAGAUAGAGCCGAUCCGACCAUGUGGAAGACCCGACUCCGCUGUGCGCUCAACAAGAGCACAGACUUCCGGGAGGUCCCUGAACGCAACCAGCUGGACAUCAGUGAGCCUUAUAAAGUCUACUUGAUCCAGCAGGACGGCGGCUCAGCAACACCAGCAGAGUCUCCUGAGACCAAAGACCAGGUGAUCCACGCUCUAAGCUCUCCGAGGAGCCCUGCUGCUGUGGACCAAAAGGAAUCAUUUCACAGAACUAAAGAAGAAGUAGAACCAUUGGCGGAUGACCUGAUGAGGGAGCACAUGUAUUGUGAGCUCACAGGGGGGAGAACUCUAAAUCAGAGCCCCGCUAGAACAACCUUCCUCAGCCCCGCCUUCACUGUAUCAGACUUUCGCAUGCAGGUGACGUUGUUGUACCAGGGCCAGCGGGUGAUGAAGGUGACCACCAGCAGCCCGGACGGCUGCUUCAUCCUGCAGGGCGGCGUCCCCGUGGGAAACGAGCGGAUCUACGGGCCCUGCACCGCCCAGCAGCUCUGCUUCCCCUCGCCGGGCUCCAUGGCGCUGCCCUCGUGGAUGGCCGAGGCGAUGAACCGCCUCCUGUGUCACCUGGAGAGGGGCGUGCUGUUGUGGGUGGCCCCGGACGGGGUGUUCAUCAAGCGCUUCUGCCAAGGCAGGGUGUACUGGAGCGGCCCCAUGGCCCGACACGCCGACCGGCCCAACAAGCUGGAGCGAGAAAAGACCUUCAAACUGCUCGACGUGCCGGCGUUCCUGAACGAUCUCCGGGGGUGUUUACAAGGGAAGGGACCCGCGCCUUCCUAUGAGAUCGAGCUCUGCUUCGGAGAGGAGUACCCAGACCCCAACGUGCCUAAAAGCAGGAAGCUGAUCAUGGCCAAGGUGGUGCCCUUGUUUGCGGUGGAGCUGCUGGAGAGGUUCAACUACUGAGAGAUGGAGAAGAAUCGGACGAUUCUCACCCCCAACGCAGGGGGUGAGAGGGGUAAAAGAUGUAGCACUGGGCCAGCUUCCCUGCACCUGGGCUGCCAUGGACAAUAUACAAGCGGAUUUACUGGAGUUAAUUCCUCCUUCACGAGGGGACAAGAGCUGAGCAAACAAUACGGAGUAUGAUCAGCGGAAAUACAUAAGCAUGAAGAAACAAUGUCAGUGUAGACCUGUUUACAAUAUAUAAACAGAUUUCUUUUGUACAUGAAAUUGCCUUUUCUCUACUUGUAUUGAAGUAUUCCUAAACCCAAUAAAACAUGCCGAAAAAUCGGAUCGAAGAGCUUCA
Messenger RNA from Gasterosteus aculeatus aculeatus (three-spined stickleback), 2062 nucleotides. RefSeq names its product interferon regulatory factor 10 (gene irf10). Gene Ontology annotation, molecular function: DNA-binding transcription factor activity, RNA polymerase II-specific; protein binding; RNA polymerase II cis-regulatory region sequence-specific DNA binding. Gene Ontology annotation, cellular component: nucleus. Lineage: Eukaryota; Metazoa; Chordata; Actinopteri; Perciformes; Gasterosteidae. The record is from RefSeq and is a predicted model, not a curated record. Gene Ontology annotation, biological process: immune system process; regulation of transcription by RNA polymerase II.